Molecule: messenger RNA, 879 nt
Organism: Lithohypha guttulata
Lineage: Eukaryota; Fungi; Ascomycota; Eurotiomycetes; Chaetothyriales; Trichomeriaceae
Exons: 2
Coding region: 1-879 (292 amino acids)
Biological process (GO): deadenylation-independent decapping of nuclear-transcribed mRNA; positive regulation of catalytic activity; deadenylation-dependent decapping of nuclear-transcribed mRNA
Cellular component (GO): P-body
Molecular function (GO): enzyme activator activity; mRNA binding
Source: RefSeq, a predicted model, not a curated record
AUGGCAAUGCGACGCCCGGCCCAUGCGCGACGUCAAGCAUCUGUCGACUACCCGAAAUACCUUCCUCUUAAUUCAACCACUCAACAACCUCCACCACUACAGCCUGAAAUGGUUUCUCAUGCAGUCGUCGCGUCUGAUUAUGAUUCAGAUCAGGGCUACGUCUCUGACUUACCAAGAGUCGCUCCUCCAAUAGCACGAACAAGAGCCCAGCUCAACCUAGCUGUUAUCCAGAAAUGGAAUUCUGAAGUCACAGAUAUCCUCUCGAUCGCUCCUUACGUAACCAUAUACGAUUGGUCCUCGAAUAGCUGGCAGAAGUCUGGCGUGGUUGGUACCUUGUUCAUCUGCCAGCUCACGCCAGGAGACUACGGAGAGCUUCGUUACAGAGCGAUCGUACUCAACAGAAGUGGUCUUGACAACUUUGAGGCAGAGCUGCGACAGUCCGACAGGAGUCGAACAGCAAUAUCCGGUGACUUCGUCGAAAUCACAAGAGAAGAUCCCGAAACGGGGGAGACAAAGGCCAGUGCAGUAUACAUCUAUAGCGAGGUAGGUACUUCGACUGAGCCAUCAAGAAAAGCCAAUGCCGAGCUCAUGUUAGAUCUGGCUGAGGCAGCCAAGAGGUCUAGAGACGCAGCUGAAGCUCAUGCACGACUACCAAUUCCGGAGCCAGAUUUAGAGUCGACCUUCAUUCCAUCACCUGGACCACUCUCAAUGCAGUUACAUUCACAGCCGAGUCCAGCACCACCUAUUGCUCCUGUAGCAAGCAAACCUGUGGACUUGCUGGCAUUACUCCGAGCUGGAACUACGCAGUCUGAUGCGGAAUCUGCAUCCAGAGCCUCGAUCAAAUCCUCUAUUAGAUCUCUUUCGCAAUUCUGGCGCUAA